GGACCGCCCUCACUCACUCUCUCCAUUCUCAUCCAUCGCUUGCGAUUAGAGAGAGAGAGGGGCCUAGAGAGAGAAAGUGCAAGAGCAUUGUGGAAGAACAAUGAUUCCACAGCAAUGGGCAUCGCCAUGUGGAAACGAAUGCACGCACAAAUACGCAGCUCUUACGCAGAUUCCAUGGAGAGUAUUUUGCAAAAAGGGGUGUGAUGCGGAUGGUGAGACAUGGGAGGAAUGUUUGGAGGAGUGCAACGAAAUUUGCUAUAAGGACCCAGUUUUAAAGGACCGGCAGUGGAGUGCUUACAUUGACCGUUCUCCCGGUUCUGCCAGUUACUCAGAGGAAUGCUUCCAUGCUUGCGUAGCUGGCUGUGGCUACAAGUUUGAGAUUCCUUCAGAAAAAGUUGAUCAAGUUCAUCCUAACAGGCCAGCGCCAGCCAAACCUCCCACUUCCCCGAAACCACCCCCACCUAUUGUUGAUGCCAAUCCAUCCUCUAAAUCCGGUCCAGCUACCAAAGACUUACCAGACACUUCUGCGUAGUGACAGAGAACAUAGUUCUACAGCACAAUGGUUGGAUUCCUGAAGCAUCAGGUGGCUUUUUAGGGUUUUGAUAGCGUAUCUUUCUCAGCUAAUCUAUAAGUUUUGUCCCCAAAUUUUAUGACGACGACCUGAGGUUAGCAGCUGACAGGGCAGAUGAUGACUCAGGCAAUUAUGUAUUUGGAAACGCCUCGUAAUCUCUAGUUCCAAUAUGAAUAUAUACAAUGUUCUCUGUUGAUCUUCAUCAGAUGUUAAUGAAAAUGAAUGAAGUGGUCUUAUAAAUGUGUUUGAGAA
Messenger RNA from Cornus florida, 823 nucleotides. RefSeq lists its product as uncharacterized. The record is from RefSeq and is a predicted model, not a curated record. The coding region runs from base 101 to 532 and encodes 143 amino acids. The transcript is spliced from 6 exons. Lineage: Eukaryota; Viridiplantae; Streptophyta; Magnoliopsida; Cornales; Cornaceae.